ACUGACACAUCACUGGACGGUUAUGAGUACAAGGUUUGGUUAGUACCAUCAGAGGAGGCUACGAGUCAGACAUGCCUCUUCCUACCUCCAUCACCGCAGUGAUCCUCACUGCGACUCUAGCCCAAGUCACCAGAGCUUUACCCAUCUCUCAGAAUCACCGGUUUGCUGUCUACACCCCCUACUGGCACCAAGGACCUCGGCACUACGUUCCUCCAGACUUCUACUCAUCUCACAAACGACUAGGCUGUGAGACAGAGCCGUGUGAUGAGCGGCUCAACCAACUACUGUCCCUACCUGACGAGUCUACAAGCACCAACAACAUUCCUCUCACCAAACGGACUAAAACCUCCUACAGAACAGGCUGGACGAUGAGUGGUAUGCCGUUCAGCGUACUUUACAUGAACCCUAAGCCACACAUGUCGGUGCGUUCACCCAUAUCUGAGUCACUGAGGUCUCUACCACCAAACUACGAAAACAUCGAAGCUCCGCCCCCGAUAUCUGACAACCAGGUAGACCAAGACAUCCCGGACAUACAAGCAGAAGCUCUCCAGGCUAGGUUCACCCUGGACCAUCCGUCACCCACCAUUCUCCCCACCCGGAAACAAUACUCGAUAAUACCCCAGCUGUUUGUGUCUUACGGCUGGGGCCCGCUGGGAAAAUAAAAAUCUAGUGUGUUUUCUCCCGAUUGUAAAUAAUCUUUAAAAUGUUGUAAAAACCUGUUUCACCGUGAGGAUUAAAAAUGAUUGUUGUGCGUCUUUGGAAAACAGUUAAUUCACAAGCUGUCCUGCUGUUUAAUAAAAUAACUUUCAAAGAA
Molecule: messenger RNA, 814 nt
Organism: Macrosteles quadrilineatus (aster leafhopper)
Lineage: Eukaryota; Metazoa; Arthropoda; Insecta; Hemiptera; Cicadellidae
Exons: 3
Coding region: 72-662 (196 amino acids)
Source: RefSeq, a predicted model, not a curated record